This is a messenger RNA of Acaulospora colombiana, 3600 nucleotides long. Lineage: Eukaryota; Fungi; Glomeromycota; Glomeromycetes; Diversisporales; Acaulosporaceae. The record is from the annotation of a GenBank genome assembly.
AUGAAUCAAGAAGAUAGUGACACAAUAGGUUCGCGGUCUUUGAAUGCCGACACUUUAACAACCACACCUUUGCCUGCAAUUGACCAAGAUUCAAACACCGAUACAAAUGUUGAUAACUCCGCUAACAAUUCUUCCGAUAUCACACAAACUUCCGCGAUCCCUCGUCCCAACUUCUCACCCUUCCAAUAUGAAAUGGUCGCAUCUGACCAGGAUCUCGACAUUCACUCAACAUCCCCCACAUUAACCUCCGCGACUCCUCGUCCAAACACCUCAUCCACCCCAUCUUCACUAUCCGUAGCAAAAUCCAGCAAGCUAAUAUUAGACGCACUGGUCUACGACGCCAUCAUACAAAAUGAUAUUCCAGGUUUAGCCAAAAUUCUGUCCGAGAAUCCCAAUUAUUAUCUGAACCUGCCAAUUAGAAUUAGUGACAUAGGUCGAUUAGAAAACGAUGAGGGAAAUACUGAUAACGAUAUUCAUGGGGAUGACAAGACUCCUUUGAUGAUCGCGGCUUCCUUAGAUUAUGUUGAUGUGGUCAAGUAUUUGUUAAAAAAUCCUAAUGUUAAUGUAGAUUUACAAGAUGAACAAGGAGAAACAGCAUUAUUCCAAGCCGCAGCUGCCGGAAAUGCAGAAGUCGUAAGAAUUCUGCUAAAAAAUUAUGCCAUGGUUGAUCUGUCGAAUAAUCAAGAUUUGUCGCCGUUGUCGACAGCCGCCUAUCAUGGCCACACUUACGUGUGCAGAAUGCUGUUAGAUCGCGGCAAGGCAAGUAUCAACAAAAAGGACAAAACAGGAAAAACCGCUCUCGCUCAUGCCGCACAUAGAGGUCAUGCUCAAACGGUAGAAACUUUGAUGAGUAGGGAAGCCGAUUCCAAUAUUGCUGAUAAGUUUGGUUGGACUCCGAUGAUGUUGGCAGCGUACACCGGCCGAGCAAACAUUGUGCGCCGACUGUUACUAUCCGGCGCCGAUCGUUCCCCUAAAACCACAAAUGGAAAAACUGCCGCCGACCUGGCACGUGAUAGCGGAUUCAUCCACGUGGCCGACAUGAUUGAUAACUUCACCCAGAAUACUCUUUGGGUGUACAUCUCCUGGGUAGUGACUGCUCCAUUUCUGGAUAGGAUCUUGAUUAGUAUCGGGGGAAUGGAUGAUGCCCGGACACGACAAGCGUGGAGAGAGAAGGUCACCAUGUGUUUCUUUAUAGCAUUGGCAUCGUUGUUUAUUGCGCUGGUAACAUUUGGGUUCGUUAGACUCGCAUGCACCGAAUUACCUCCCGUGCCAAACUCGUCGGUUGAAAAUUUUUGGAGCGAUAAUUCGUCGGCGACCAAUUCGCGAGUGAUGAUCGUUCGCGGGAAAAUAUAUAAUGUUGGCGACUAUUUUGCGUUAGGAUUUCAUCGACCCUUAUUACCGAAUAACAAUGAUAACACAUUGGGCCCAAUAAUUAAUUCCCUAUUUGGAAAGGAUGUUUCCCAAUUCUUUCCAUUAAAUAAUCGAGCCAUUGGAUGUCGGUUUGCUCCGUCAAAUCGGACCAACAACGUUCUGUGCCCUAAUCUUCCUCAAACCGAUUCACGCUAUCAUUGUCACUCUUCCGGAAACUCGUUGCGCACCUUGGAAUCAUUGUCCACCAACAGAUAUGUGGGCAUAUCAUGGGACGAAAUAUCGGGUAAAACGGGUAAUCGAAAACUAUUGGUUUUCAACAACCUCGUAUACGACUUCACCUCCUACCUCGAUCCAUCGAAUACCGACUAUUGGCUGGGAGAUAAUGGAACGUCAACAAAACUAUGGAUUCAAUCCCUCAUAGGACUUGACGCCACAAAGGAGAUAAGUAAGGUGAACAAUGUCGACGUGAUGAAUUGUUUUGAGAAUUUUCGGGUUGGCAAGGUCGAGGGUAUCGUCUAUGGAUGUGCUGCCAUGUCCACGGUCGUCAUAGUAUUGACCACCAUCACAACACUAUUCGGGAUAAUGAAACUAUUUUCGGCGUUGGCCUUUUCUAACUAUAUCUCCAAGAAAAUUAUUAUCGCCGACAAAAAACCAUACGAUCAACUUCGGCGCAUCGUAAUCUUGAUACCGUGCUACAGCGAAGGAAAGGAAGGCCUGAAGAUGAGUCUCGAUUCACUGUCAGCCACCGACUAUUCCGACCAGCAUAAGUUGUUCUUUGUAGUGGCGGACGGUGAAAUCACUGGCAGUGGAGAGACCAGGUCCACGCCGGAUAUUCUCAAAGAUCUCAUUACACCCUAUGACGACAUCGAUCGACCUCUCUCGAACGAGAACACAUCCCAGAAUCCAAGUGGCACGUGGAAAGAACCUACACCAAGAAGCUAUAUAGCAAUCGGUCAGGGAACUAAACGACACAAUAUGGCGCAGGUGUACACCGGUUACUAUGUAUACGAAAACCGCCGUAUACCAACGAUUCUGGUGGUGAAAUGUGGCACUCCCGCCGAGCGAAAAACAUCACCGAAACCAGGGAAUCGAGGGAAGCGCGACAGUCAACUGGUGUUGAUGAACUUACUAUCCAAAGCAUAUUAUAACGAACCAAUGACCGAAUUGGAGUUUGAAUUGUUUGAGAAGAUUCGAUUGAUAAGCGGAUCGACCAUUGAUCAAUAUGAGUUAAUGUGUAUGGUAGAUGCAGACACUAUCGUGGAAGAGCGCAGCUUGAGCAUGUUGGUGGCAUGCAUGGAUCGAGACCCCAGAGUGAUAGGAAUCUGCGGGGAAACCCAGAUUUUAAAUAAGACCGACAAUUGGGUUACCAUGAUCCAGAAUCUCCUGCUCCUUGGCGAGGAUCGAUAUCUCACCACACUAAUCCUCCGCGCCUUUCCCAACCGAAAAACAAUCUAUUGCCCCGCCGCCGUCUGUCUGACUGCCGUGCCCACUUCAUUCUCCGUUUUAUUGUCUCAACGUCGAAGAUGGAUCAAUGGGACUGUGCACAACCUUCUAGAACUAAUUAUGGCCCCCGAGUUACCGGGAAGAUUUUGCUGUUCGAUGCAAUUCGUGGCGUUCCUUGACUUCUUGGGCACAGUGACCACACCAUUUGCCACUUUUUAUCUCUUCUCGUUGAUCCUUCUUGUGCUUUUUGGCAAACCGUUCGGAUUACAAAUCGCAUAUUCUGCGGUCACAUAUUUAGUACAAUUUGUAUUGGUCAUAUUUACAAGCUACAGUCCGGUCUACGUGAUGUGGUUCCUUAUUUACGCAGUCUCAACUCCGUUAUGGUUUGCCGUUUUGCCGUUAUACGCGUUUUGGAAUUUUGACGAUUUUACAUGGGGUACCACCCGAAAGAUCGAAGGUGUUGAUAACGGCCAUGACGAGGACACUAUAUUUGAUAAAUUCGAUCCGCGGAAAAUAGAGCUCAAGAAAUGGGACGAAUGGAUCAUUUUCCGACAUCUCCAUAAUCUACCCAUGCUCGCCCCGUUGCAACAAUUCACCAAAUCCAAUGCAAAAAGCAAACAUGCACCAAAAAGUAAAUCUAUUCCGGAAAAUGAGGGCGAAGUUGAAGGCGACGAGGUUAGCACGAAAGACGAAUCUCGGUCCAGUUCAUCGCAGACGGCGAUUGAAGAAGAGAAAGUGAUAAGUGCCCACAGAGAUCAAGAGGAUAUCGAGAAUGAAAAGUUAUAA